Messenger RNA from Thalassophryne amazonica, 5426 nucleotides. It is a transcript of the gene ptprt, whose product is annotated as protein tyrosine phosphatase receptor type T. Gene Ontology annotation, cellular component: membrane. The transcript is spliced from 37 exons. Lineage: Eukaryota; Metazoa; Chordata; Actinopteri; Batrachoidiformes; Batrachoididae. Gene Ontology annotation, molecular function: protein binding; protein tyrosine phosphatase activity. The record is from RefSeq and is a predicted model, not a curated record. Gene Ontology annotation, biological process: protein dephosphorylation. The coding region runs from base 257 to 4738 and encodes 1493 amino acids.
UCACGGACCGUCUGAGCGCGAACACGCGCACACUCUGUGCCACACAGGCGCGCCCCCGGGUGGAGAGGACGCAGCGAGCUCCUCCUUACGCUCGUCCAACUUCUCCGUGCCGCGUCUUUCUCUGACUUCUGUCCACCAAUGCGAGGAUUUUAUCGCUGUUUGCGCUCUUUUGAUCAACUCUGGACUUUAAGGACCAGACGGGAGAAUGUAAAAUAAUCCAUCGGACUGCGCAAAACAAGAAGAAAGACAAAGAGACAUGUCGAAACGGAAUUACUCUCUCGUUUUGCCUCUACUCUUCACCUUCUGCGUGUUUUUAGGAUUAGCCGAUGGACAGUUCUUUCCAGGUGGCUGUACGUUUGAAGAGUCGUAUAGCAGCUGUGGCUACAGUGUGUCUUUGGGAACCAAUGGAUUUGCAUGGGAACAAGUCAACUCGUGGGAGAAACCUACAAUGGAUCCGGCCCUGCCUACUGGUUCAUUUAUGGUGGUGAACGCGUCUGGACGGGCGUCGGGGCAGAAGGCUCACCUGUACAUGCCCACCUUGAAGGAGAACGACACUCACUGCAUCGACUUCCUCUACUCUCUGUCCAGUCGGGAUGGCGCCAGCCCAGGAACACUCAAUGUUUACAUCAAGGUGAAUGGGGGUGCUCAGGGUAACCCUGUAUGGAACGCCUCUGACACGGUUACUGAAGGCUGGGUGAAAGCUGAAUUAGCAAUUUCUACAUUCUGGCCAAACUCCUAUCAGGUUAUUUUUGAGGCUGUUUCAGUACAGGGUCAUCCCGGAUUCAUUGCCAUCGAUGAUAUCCGUGUUCUGGCUCACCCGUGCCGUAAAGCGCCUCAUUUCCUGCGUCUCCAGAAUGUGGAGGUGAACGUAGGUCAGAAUGCGACAUUUCAGUGUACAGCUGGAGGGAAAUGGUCCCAGCACGAUAAACUCUGGCUGCAGCAGUGGAACGGUAAAGACACGGCGCUGAUGGUGACCAGGGUAGUUAACCACCGGCGUUUCUCUGCAACCGUGAGUGUUGGAGAUACUUCACAGCGGAGCACCAGCCGCUACCGCUGUGUGAUCCGCUCGGACGGAGGCUCGGGAGUGUCCAACUACGCCGACCUGAUCGUUAAAGCUCCUCCAACACCUAUUGCUCCUCCUGAGCUCCUCGCGGUGGGCGCCACCUACCUCUGGAUCAAACCCAACGCCAACAGCAUCAUCGGCGAUGGGCCAAUCAUCCUGAAGGAAGUCGAAUACCGAACAACGAUGGGGAACUGGGCAGAAACUCACGUGGUCGACUCCCCCACCUACAAACUGUGGCAUCUGGACCCAGAUGUGGAGUACGAGAUCAAGGUGCUGCUGUCCAGACCGGGUGAAGGGGGAACAGGGCCACCGGGGCCGCCGCUGGUCACCAGGACAAAGUGUGCCGACCCAGUCCACGGUCCCCAAAAUGUCAACGUGGUGGACGUCAGAGCUCGCCAGCUGACUGUUCAGUGGGAGACAUUUGGCUAUGCGGUGACACGCUGCCACAGCUACAAUCUGACGGUGCAGUACCAGUACGUGUUCAACCACCAGGAGUUUGCAGCAGAGGAACUGAUCCAGACGUCGUCACAUUACACCCUGAGGGGUCUCAGGCCCUUUGUUAAGGUCCGACUCCGGCUGGUCCUCGCCAACCCGGAGGGGAGCAAGGAGAGCGAGGAGAUCAUCAAACAGACAGAGGAGGACGUUCCAGGUUCAGUGCCGAUGGAAUCACUGCAGAAUACUCCUUAUGAAGAGAAGAUCUUCAUGCAGUGGAAAGCUCCCAAUGAGACCAACGGGGUCAUCACACUCUAUGAGAUUACCUACAAAGCCCUGAGCUCGUCAGACCCAAGCACAGAUCUGACAACACAGCGGGGGCGGGUAUUCAAACUGAGGAAUGAGACCCACCACCUGUUUGUGGGUCUGUCUCCUGGGACCAACUACUACUUUACCUUGAAGGCAUCAACCAACAAGGGAUUCGGUCCUCCAGUCAACACACGCAUCACCACCAAGAUAGCAGCCCCAUUGAUGCCAGAGUACGAGUCUGAGGCUCCGCUGAACGAGACGGAAACGACCAUCACCAUCCUGCUGAAGCCGGCCCAGUCACGUGGCGCUCCUAUCAGCUCCUACCAGCUGGUUGUGAAGGAGCAGCGCAAGUCCAGAUCCCGCCGCGCCACCUCUGAGACCCCCGAGUGUUUCUCGGCCCCGGUCAGCUUUCGCAACGCGUCGGCCUUGGAUUCAACCUACUACAUUGCCGCUGAGCUGCUGCCAUCCAGCCUGACUGUGAUGCAGCCGUUCACUGUGGGCGACAACAAGAGCUAUGGCGGCUUCUGGAACCCACCGCUGUCACCCGCUAAGAGCUACAGUAUCUACUACCAAGCCAUGAGCAAAGCCAACGGGGAGACCAAAAUCAGCUGUAUCCGCCUGGCUAACAAAGGUGCGUCCACUCAGGACUCGGAUGCCAUGGAGCCUGAGAAGCAGGUGGACAACACUGUGAAAAUGGCCGGCGUGAUUGCUGGCAUCCUCAUGUUCGUCAUCAUCCUCCUUGGCCUCGUCCUCACCUUCAAGCGCAGAAGACAUGCUUAUUCCUACUCUUAUUACCUAAAGUUGGCGAAGAAGCAGAAGGAGACGGCCAGCAGCUCCACCCAGCAGAGGGAGAUGGGUCCGGUCACCACGGCCGAUAAGAGCACCACAAAUGUCAGCACCCUGCACAAAGACGACCCCUUUUCCACUUCUAACCAGGACCUCAAUGGAUUUGCCUCUCCCUCUUCUUGCUCCUUCUCUGUGCAGGGAAGCAAGACUCUGCAGAGCAAAUCCUUGCUGAAUUCCUACUACUCAGUGUCCAAAGAGCCGGUUCCAGCUACAACUUCCAUCGAUGGCAGCCAGCCCUCGCUCGCCCAGCCCUCUCUCACCCUGCAGAGUUUUCCCUACGGAGGCUGUGAGUCUGUAGAGCUGUCCUACCAGAGUGCCUGCAGUUCAGUUGAAGGUCAGUUCCAGGCAGGCCAGUUCCAGCCAGCGAUCCGUGUGGCUGACCUCCUCCAACACAUCACCCAGAUGAAAUGUGGACAGGGCUACGGCUUCAAGGAGGAAUACGAGGCCCUGGCAGAGGGACAGACGGCACCCUGGGAAACAGCCAAAAAGGAUGAGAACCGCAACAAGAAUCGCUAUGGCAACAUCAUCGCUUACGAUCACACCAGAGUCCGACUGCAGCUGCUGGAUGGAGAUCCUCACUCUGACUACAUCAACGCCAAUUACAUUGAUGGCUACCAUAGACCCAGACAUUACAUCGCCACACAAGGGCCCAUGCAGGAGACGGUGAGAGAUUUCUGGAGGAUGGUCUGGCAGGAAAAUACAGCCUCUAUCGUCAUGGUUACCAACCUGGUGGAGGUGGGCAGGGUGAAGUGUGUUCGCUACUGGCCUGAUGAGACGGAGGUCUAUGGAGACAUCAAGGUGACCCUGAUAGAAACCGAACCUCUGGCUGAAUAUGUCAUACGGACGUUCACAGUCCAAAAGAAGGGCCAUCAUGAGAUCCGGGAACUUCGCCAGUUCCAUUUCACCAGCUGGCCUGACCAUGGCGUUCCUUGCUACGCCACUGGGCUGCUGGGGUUCAUACGACAAGUCAAGUUCCUCAAUCCUCCUGAUGCUGGUCCUAUAGUGGCUCACUGCAGUGCUGGUGCAGGGAGGACGGGCUGCUUCAUCGCUGCGGACAUCAUGUUGGACAUGGCAGAGAAUGAAGGCGUGGUGGAUAUUUUCAACUGCAUCCGAGAGCUCAGAUCCCAACGAGUCAACAUGGUUCAAACAGAAGAGCAGUACGUGUUUGUUCACGAUGCCAUCCUGGAGGCGUGUCUAUGUGGGAACACAGCCAUACCCGUGUGUGAGUUCAGAGCCAUUUACUACAACAUCAGCAGGCUGGACCCGCAGACCAACUCCAGCCAGAUUAAAGACGAGUUCCAGACACUGAACAUAGUGACCCCUAGGGUCCGCCCAGAGGACUGCAGUGUGGGUCUUUUACCCAGGAACCACGAUAAAAACCGCAGUAUGGAUGUCCUGUCAGCCGACCGCUGCCUGCCGUUCCUCAUAUCUGUGGACGGAGAAAGUUCCAACUACAUCAAUGCUGCAUUAAUGGAUAGCCACAAACAGCCAGCCGCUUUCAUUGUUACCCAGCAUCCUUUGCCAAACACCAUGGGAGACUUCUGGCGGUUGGUGUUUGACUACAACUGCUCCUCCAUCGUCAUGUUGAAUGAGAUGGAUACAGCGCAGUUGUGUAUGCAGUACUGGCCAGAGAAGAGUUCCUGUUGCUAUGGUCCCAUUCAGGUGGAGUUCAUAUCGGCAGACAUCGAUGAAGACAUCAUCAACCGCAUCUUCAGGAUCUGCAACAUGGCCAGGCCACAGGACGGUUACCGCCUCGUGCAGCAUUUCCAGUUUAUUGGCUGGCCGGCGUACAGGGACACGCCUCUUUCCAAGCGCUCCAUCCUGCAGCUCGUCAGGAGGUUGGCCAAGUGGCAGGAGCAGUACGACGGAGGUGACGGGAGGACCGUGGUACACUGUCUUACUGGCGGAGGGCGAUCUGGAACCUUCUGUGCCAUCUGCAGCAUCAGUGAAAUGAUCCAGCAGCAGAACAUCGUGGAUGUUUUCCACACUGUCAAGACACUGAGGAACAACAAGACUAACAUGGUGGAGACCAUGGAACAGUACAAGUUCUGCUAUGAAGUGGCCCUGGAAGCGCUCAGCUCCUUCUGAUUGGCCACGAACGCUGCGUGUCGAAUUCAGCGCCACACCCAGACACACAAAGUGCAUAAAUGGCUUCAUGGCUUCAAACCUGACCAGUGAGCAUGUCUGUGUGAAAAUCCAUGUGUGCCUGUGACAACACACACUGUACAUACCAGGAACGACACAAACACACACUCGCACAGACAUAUAUGCACACACGCGCGUGCACACACACACACACACACACACACACACUUGGUGUGUGUCUGCUUCAGCCAGACUGGGGACUUUACAUGCCUGUACAAAGAAGAAAUUAUGUGGGGAAAAAAAACCCUUCUGUUUUAAAGAAAAAGCGCCUCUUUUCCUUCUCUCUGUUCUCUGCUGGGCUGUGAUGUGGCUACUGUACAGUAUUUCCUUUUUAAAUUUACUCUAUACCUUGAAUGUCGUCUCCCUGUGAAGACCGGAUGCACACUGGAAGAUUUUCACUUUCCUUCACAUUACUUUGAGCGUCACGCCUGGGGUCUGCUGGAUUUCUGCACAGUCAUCAUGUACUUUACAAAUCCUAACCGGUCAGUUCAGAUCCAAACCCACAACCUUCCUGCUCACCGCUGGACCACCAUGCCCUCUUAAUCUCAGCACUCAAAAAAUAUAUUAAUUUGUUGGCGGAAUGUAGCUAAUAUUAGUUUCAAAACAUUGCCAGUUUCAUUAUUUUUUGUCA